Molecule: messenger RNA, 1921 nt
Organism: Vitis riparia (riverbank grape)
Lineage: Eukaryota; Viridiplantae; Streptophyta; Magnoliopsida; Vitales; Vitaceae
Exons: 13
Coding region: 59-1435 (458 amino acids)
Source: RefSeq, a predicted model, not a curated record
UUGCUGAGGGCUUUAGGUCGCUCGUUGCGCCAGACCGAGAGGGAUUGUGUGGGAAGAGAUGAUCGACAUGGAUGGUCCUCUUGAUUUCGAGUCUGAAGACCCACUUCUCAGCAGCUCUACUCCCAAGAAGAAGAGGAGGAAGGUUAUUGGGUUGGAUGAUCUUCUGACUGAUUACUACAAGGAGAAAAGCAGACUCGUUGAGAGGGAAUCCAAACGGGCAAAGGCCAGCAAAUGCUACAACUCGGAUGAGGAUGAUGAUGUAAGCAAAGAAACUGCAUUCUUUGAGACUAUUGAUGAGUGCCAACAACAGAUGAAAGAAAUAAGCAGCGAAGAUGAGAUUUCCUAUUGGGGUAUGCAGGUUUUUGGAAAUCAGAAAACUCCACCACCCAUUACUUUCCCUGAGCUUAGAAGUUGUGAGAUUCUAAAUUCUUUUAUGAACAAUGAGCUCAAUUCAUCAGUUGAGCUUCGUGCUGAGAAAGGAGAAGCUUUUCUUGAAGGAUUAAUCGUAAAUGGUUGGCUCUCUAAAUUGGUUUUUAUGUGUGGUCAUGUAGAAAAAUCAAUUGCAAUGUGGACCUUUAAUUUGAUGUUAUACUCAUCCAAGGAAGAGUUGAGGACAUCUGCAUGUGAUUUCUGGUGCAGUAUUCUCUCAAAGACAGAGGUUGAUCUGCCAUUUGCUAAAAUUGACUGGCUUCCUAGCUAUUCUGAUCUAAAAAGAGCUCUUGAAAUAUAUGGAUUUCUGCCCAAUUUUUCAUCAAAUAGAGAUUUGAUGAACACUGAUUCUGAUACUGGAGGUCCACCUCAAAAUAUUAGAGCUUGGAUGAAAUUUAUGGCCAUUUGUUGUCAAGUAAGGAGUAAACAUUCUAUCUUCUCAACUUCAGAAGCUGAAGAGCUGAUUGAAGUCGUUAUUUGUCUCUUCUUAGAUCGCCAGCUUCAAGGCCUCUCAAUGCUUUUCUAUGAAUGUAUGCUAUCAGUUAUCAGUUGCUUUACAGAGAAAGAAUGGCAUUAUAGCUGUGAGAAAGUAGCAAAAUCUCUUGCUUGCAGAGUUCCACAAGACCUGAACUGCUUGAGAAUCGUGGAGUGCAUUUCAGGUGUCAACACUCGCAGCAAGUGUCUCCGAAGUGCAGUUGCUUUUCAAAUUCUUGUAAACUGUUUUGAUAACAAGGUCACUGAUGCAGAAGAGAUCCUGAAAUUCCUCAUCUCAAUUAAUGUAAAAGACAGGAGUUGUGAUCUUUUUAAGAUGUAUAUAUACUUGGUUCUGACAGAGAAUUGGCUCUAUUCUAAUCCACUGUUAGAAGACAAACCAGUGAUAAACGAAAUGUGGAGCCUUUAUCUUCGAAACUGUUCUUGCCAAAUCACCAACACAGAUUUGAGGACUUAUGCAUCAAAGGUUCGGAAUAAAGCUUCAUAUCUGCUACAAGGCACAGUCAAUGGAUGAUUGCUUCAACUUGCAGGAAUGUCUGGUGAUAAAUUAAUUUCAGUUCAAGGAUCAAUGCUAUUGAUGGAUUGAAAUAUCCAUCCUUUUUUGUAUAAUCGAGAGGCCAAAGCAGGAGCACUUUUUGAAGAAUAUGGAGGUGAAGACUGACAGGUUGUGGUUGCUGCAAAGCAGGUUGUAUUUAAAAUAGUGGCUCGAUGUAUAUUAAAUUGUUAAGCUAGAUAUUGUGCAUGUUCCUUCUUUUUGGUGGAAUGGGUGGGGGGGCAUGCAGGCUUAAACACCAGAGAUGAUCUUGGGAGUUGCAACCUGUUAAUCUGUUAGUGCCUGGCGGUAUAAUACUCUGCAUCUCUACAUUUUUUGUAACACCAAAACAGAGACUUUAGCUAGACUUGUAAUGUUUGCAUGAAACAGCGCAAAGCAUGAUGUGCUUUUGUGAAAUUGUUGCUAGCGAAGUGGGUUCCUAAAAUAGUGUGCUAGAAAGUUCAUAUC